Molecule: messenger RNA, 5815 nt
Organism: Erinaceus europaeus (western European hedgehog)
Lineage: Eukaryota; Metazoa; Chordata; Mammalia; Eulipotyphla; Erinaceidae
Gene: EXOC6B
Product: exocyst complex component 6B
Exons: 22
Coding region: 94-2529 (811 amino acids)
Biological process (GO): exocytosis; intracellular protein transport; Golgi to plasma membrane transport
Cellular component (GO): exocyst; membrane
Source: RefSeq, a predicted model, not a curated record
CGGAGGCUGGGGUGGCCGGCGAGCCUGGGGUUAGAGGGAGUGAAAGGUGAACUGAGCGGAGGGAGGGGACGCACUGCCGGGCGCCCCCAGUCCAUGGAUCGGGCAAAGAUGGCGGAGGCGGAGAGCCUGGAGACCGCUGCUGAGCACGAGCGGAUUCUGCGAGAGAUUGAAAGCACCGACACGGCCUGCAUCGGGCCCACGCUCAGGUCUGUUUAUGAUGGUGAGGAACAUGGACGAUUCAUGGAGAAGCUUGAAACUCGCAUCCGCAAUCAUGAUCGAGAAAUUGAGAAGAUGUGUAACUUUCACUACCAGGGUUUUGUGGACUCUAUCACUGAACUAUUGAAAGUUAGAGGAGAAGCCCAGAAACUCAAAAAUCAAGUGACGGAUACUAAUAGAAAACUACAGCAUGAGGGAAAGGAACUGGUAAUAGCAAUGGAAGAACUGAAGCAGUGUCGACUACAACAACGAAAUAUUUCUGCCACUGUUGAUAAAUUAAUGCUGUGUCUUCCCGUCUUAGAGAUGUAUAGCAAGCUGAGGGACCAGAUGAAAACAAAAAGGCAUUACCCUGCACUGAAAACUCUGGAACAUCUAGAGCAUACCUAUCUGCCACAAGUAAGCCACUACCGAUUCUGCAAAGUGAUGGUGGACAACAUCCCCAAGCUUCGAGAAGAAAUUAAAGAUGUUUCUAUGUCUGAUCUCAAAGACUUUCUGGAGAGUAUUCGCAAGCAUUCAGACAAAAUUGGAGAGACUGCCAUGAAGCAAGCCCAACAACAAAGAAACUUGGACAACAUUGUCUUGCAACAACCCAGAAUAGGUAGUAAGAGAAAAUCUAAGAAAGAUGCAUAUAUAAUUUUUGAUACAGAGAUAGAAAGCACAAGCCCCAAGUCUGAACAGGAUUCAGGAAUUCUGGAUGUUGAAGAUGAGGAAGAUGAUGAAGAGGUACCUGGGGCUCAAGAUUUGGUGGAUUUCUCCCCUGUUUAUCGGUGUCUACACAUAUACACUGUCCUGGGUGCCCGGGAAACAUUUGAGAACUACUACCGAAAACAGAGGCGAAAACAGGCCCGCUUGGUGCUCCAGCCUCCAUCUAACAUGCAUGAAACUUUAGAUGGCUACAGGAAAUAUUUUAAUCAAAUUGUAGGCUUUUUUGUGGUUGAAGAUCAUAUCCUCCAUACAACCCAGGGUUUAGUAAACAGAGCCUAUAUUGAUGAACUAUGGGAAAUGGCACUUUCUAAGACCAUUGCAGCACUCCGUACCCACUCGUCUUAUUGCUCUGAUCCAAACCUCGUAUUAGAUUUGAAGAACCUCAUUGUGCUUUUUGCUGACACACUUCAGGUAUAUGGGUUUCCUGUAAAUCAACUUUUUGACAUGCUGUUAGAAAUCAGAGAUCAGUAUAGUGAAACUCUGCUAAAGAAGUGGGCAGGUAUUUUCAGAAACAUACUUGAUUCUGACAACUAUAGUCCCAUACCAGUAACGAGUGAAGAAAUGUAUAAGAAGAUGGCAGGACAAUUCCCAUUCCAAGAUAUAGAACUAGAAAAGCAACCUUUUCCCAAAAAGUUUCCUUUCUCUGAAUUCGUGCCAAAAGUUUACAACCAAAUUAAAGAAUUUAUCUAUGCCUGCCUCAAGUUUUCGGAAGAUCUUCAUCUAAGUUCAACUGAAGUUGAUGACAUGAUUCGUAAAUCUACAAACUUGCUGCUAACUAGGACUCUGAGCAACUCUUUGCAGAAUGUCAUUAAAAGGAAGAAUAUUGGACUUACUGAGCUUGUCCAGAUUAUUAUCAAUACAACCCACUUGGAGAAAUCUUGUAAGUACUUGGAAGAAUUCAUCACCAAUAUCACUAAUGUGCUUCCAGAAACAGUCCACACAACCAAGCUCUAUGGCACUACAACUUUUAAGGAUGCCAGACAUGCAGCUGAAGAGGAGAUUUAUACCAACUUAAACCAGAAGAUUGACCAGUUUUUACAGUUGGCUGACUAUGACUGGAUGAGUGGAGAUCUGGACAACAAAGCUAGUGAUUACCUAGUAGACCUCAUCGCCUUCUUACGUAGCACCUUUGCUGUAUUCACACACCUCCCUGGAAAGGUGGCGCAGACAGCAUGUAUGUCAGCUUGCAAGCAUUUGGCCACAUCACUGAUGCAACUUUUGCUGGAAGCUGAAGUCAGGCAGCUCACCUUGGGAGCAUUACAGCAGUUCAAUUUGGAUGUCAGAGAAUGUGAACAGUUUGCCAGAUCCGGCCCGGUGCCUGGGUUCCAGGAGGACACGCUGCAGUUGGCCUUCAUCGACUUGAGACAACUUUUGGAUCUCUUCAUUCAAUGGGAUUGGUCAACCUACCUUGCAGACUACGGUCAACCCAACUGCAAGUACCUCAGAGUAAACCCAGUGACAGCUCUGACCCUGCUUGAGAAGAUGAAGGACACUAGCCGCAAGAACAACAUGUUUGCACAGUUUCGGAAAAAUGAGCGAGACAAGCAGAAGUUGAUCGACACCGUGGCCAAGCAGCUCCGGGGACUCAUCAGCAGCCACCACUCCUGAAGGCUGACCUUGGGCCCACAGAGGCUGCUUGCCACAGCCCCACCGUCUGAGGGCCAGCCCUCAGUGGGCUUACAUGUGUGCAUUCUUCUUCAAAGAGAGAAAAUGUAUUUUUUUAAUAACCUAUGUACAGUAUUCACAUUGCCUUUCCCUAUAGUCAAAGAGGCACAAGAGUAAACAAGUACAGGAGAUGAUUCCAAGCUGGGACUCAGGGGAAGUUGUCCUACACUCUCUCGGUUAUCCUGGAGAUGGUGGCAUCAUAUGAGGAACCUUUUUUCCUUCCAUGGCUCCAGAAUUUACAUCUGGGACUCAGGAACUACAAGCAAAAUGGGUACUUAACACUGGGGAAUACGAUGAGCAGACGAAAGGAUAAUAAAGUAAACAAAUUCAUGCCUGGGUGUCCCAUCUACCACAUAGGUGAGGCAGAUUCUUCUUGAUGCAAGAAAAGAUCUGGAAGACAUUACUAUAUAGAGUAGAAAAGCUUGGGCCAUCUCCUGUGGCCACUCAUUCAUUGGCUGGUAAGCAAGCAUGUCAUAUGGCAAGAUGGCAGUUUCUCUCCAGUCCCCACAAGAAUAGUAGUUUCUUUAGCCUAAAUUUGACACAGUGCUUCCACUGCUGAUUUUUCCAGAGCAACACAAAGCUGUGGUAAUCCAGUGGUAAUAAGUGGAUCUCAUGACUAACGACAGAUUUCUUCCUUACCUGAAGGAGUUUGACUGCAUUUUGAAAGCCAGUGUGAAUGGAUUCAGAGCUUCAGCCCCUUCCCCACUGAUCUCAUUUAACUCCUUGCAGGGUCAAGUACUUAGCUGGAGACCUGGUCACCAGUUAUUUCCAUAGGUCCUCACUCACAGAGCAUCUCAGACUGAAUUUUCUCUGGCAGCGUCACUGGGGAGUGUCUGAUUCCAGAAGCCUGCAAAUGACUGUUAUUUUACCCUCAGAUAAAACUUGAAGAAUACUUCUUUUGUGUUUUCAUCAACUUUCAGGCAUCCCUCUUUAAAGGAAAUGUAAUUGACUUCAUGUUGUGGAGGCAAGCACAGCUGGACUCGAGGCUUCUAGGGAGACAACCACUAUCAGCAUGAAGUACACAGGACCUGCCUUGGCUUGUGGAUUCUUAGCCUCUGGCCCACCUGUCUCCGCCUUAUCCUGGAUGUGAAGUUUUCUUGUUCAAACCCAAGAGUUCCAUCUCCUUUGGAGAACCCCCAUACCCAGCUUUUGGACACAUCAGGAAAGAUCGUCUAGAAUUUUCUCCCUGACACUCCAGAUAUUGCCCAGGGGUCCUGAACCAGUCAGCUCAGAGACUGGGUACACUGAGUCGCAUGGACUCCUGAGAGUUAAUGCAAAGGCUUUGCGAGAGAUCUCAUAGGAACCUGCACUUUAAGACACUUCAGAUGCUACUUUGGCUACUGGCAAUAGUAUAAUUGUGCAUUCCUAAACAAUGACAAAUAAGUCACACAAGCAUUUCCAGCUUGGAUUAGUGGGAGGAGAGACUCAUCAAACAAAAUUCCUCACUCCUCACUCCCUUUGUCAGCUACUGAGUUGCUUCUGAGGAGAGCAGUGCUUCUUUUCUCACUCCCCACUCUCUCCCUUCCCCCUAACCCCUGCCAUAUCUCAACUUGAAAACUAGAUAGAAGAGAAGACGUACAAGACAUGUAACCUUCCUCAUAGCUGGAGAAGAGACCAGGCAGCAAUUACUCUCUGCAGAGCCUUCAAGGGCUCAUCCAGAAGGGUGUGGGGGCUGAGGUGGUCAUUCAACCCAGGGUCUUGGAAUGAAAAGGUUAUGGAUAAGCAUUGCCACCCAGAACUCCAGAAGCCAAGGGAAGGCAGGAAUCCAUGAGCAUGACACCCAAGAGGCCAUCUCCCACAGCCCUUGACUUUUUUUGUGUAAAAAAAAAAAAGAGCAACAGAUGCUCACACUAUUCUGAAAGUCCUGUUGGUUAAGAAGAUACCCAAAUAUCCUCCUUCACUGGUCCCCAGUUUGUGACAAGACAUCUUCAGCUUUGAAUGCUAAGACUUUGAAGUGAGGAUGGAGAGAAACUUAAGCAUGACACUUUAUUAUUUUUUUCUUUUAUAGAUUCAAGUACUAUUCUGGUCUCUAACUUGUGCUACAAGGGAAAAAUAAACAGGGUGGAGGGAUGGGGGAUUACUCUGUACCUUGGCACACUGACAUUCCUCUAGAGAAAAAGUGUGUUCAAGACACAUAAAAACUUACUCGGUCUUCCCUAACAAACCCAACAUGCUGCUACUCUGUUGUCUAAGGAGGCAUAUUCUUGGCGGGCAGGUGAAGGUCGAGACAGGGACCCAAGAUGGCUACAUUGUUUGAACUCAUGAAGUGGGAUUUUUCAGUUUUGUCUCUAGGGCUUUAGCUGGGUCAGCCCUGGAAGCAGAAUUGUACAAACCAUUUCUCCCCUGCCCCUCCUUUCUAAGAGGUGGCCCCCAAAACCCAGAGAUGCAGCGAUGUUCUGGGGCUUCAGUAAGAGGAAGAGAGCACAAAUGGUUGAACAUGCACCACCUUUUAAUUGGGAUGAAUCCCUUGGGGGAGCUAGGUCUUUGCGUCUGAAGGGACAGCCUGGUUUAGAACCUCAGCUGCUUUCAUCAGGAAUAUAGACAACUUGCAUAGCUUUGACAUUCACACAAGAGAAUAUAUAUUUGAGUAGACUAUAAAUCAAGCUAUUGGAGGGGGGUGUAGGGAAGAACAGAACCUAGGAAUUAGAACUAGGAGACAAUUCCUAUAGAAAAGGGAAUAGACAGCUUUCAGGGAGUGUCCCCCCAUAGUUGCAUUGUGUACCAGGCCUAACAGUCUCCAGUCAGGUUUGCUUCACUUGACCAGUGUUUUCUCAGCAAGUCCCAGACCUGAGGCUCUGUAUCCUGAGACUGGCAUUACCCCUGGCCUCCUUCAUUCCCUGGAGCUUGCUGCAGAUCCCCCCCCCCACACACACACACACACAGCCCCGCCUCCACACUCAAUUCACCCUGGACUCUGUUCCCAGUUGCCUCUUUUUUUUUUAACCUGCAUUUGCGAUUACUUUUCAUUAAUAUGUUGGAAAUGGCCUUUUUUAUUUUGCACAAAUAGUUGCACAUUGAUAGAGGGAAUUUCGGGAAGUCCAUUUUUAACUCUAAAGGGAACUUUUUUUUUUUCUUUAAAAUCGCACUAGUAAAGCUACUACUGAUGCAGAUGGGCCUCCUGGUUAGUGGAAAAACCUCCAUUGUAGAAAGAGCAUGUUUUUCCCUCCUGUACAUUUUCCUCUUUUAACUGCUAUUAAACAAGAGAGUCUAUGUACAUGUUUCAAAAGCC